AUGCGAAACAUUACCUUGGCCAUCUUUUCGGAGAUCGAUGUGGUAGAAGGCUAUAAUAGCGCUGGGAUCAACCCCGCUCUUGAGCUGGCCAUUUACGACGUCAAUAAGAAUGACUCCGUGCUGCCAGGGUUCUAUGUGGACUACGUGCUAAUGGACACUAAGUGUAACGAAGGCGUGGCCGCCGCAGCCUUAGCAAAGAUGCUCCAACAACCGCCACAGAAGAUCAUGGUGAUCGGAGGAGGCUGCAGUGUUUCCACCCAGGCCACUGCACAAACAUCCCCAUUUUUCAAUCUUGUUCAAGGCCUGAUAACUCUUCACGAGCUUUUUAAACGCAGCGGCAUAGAGAACAUUGCCUACCACACCAUUGACGAGGGCGGCGAACUCUCUGACGUGCAGAUGCAGGAUUUGAAGAACCGUGACGCACGUAUCAUAAUAUUUGAUGGAUAUGAGCAGACAUUGCGCAAAAUCAUGUGUAAGGCUUAUCGUUUUGGCAUGAGCGGUGGAAAAAUCGUAUGGAUGUAUUUCGGGUGGUUCAAUUAUGAUUGGAUGCUGAUCAAUGAUACGUCAUGCCACGCCGAUGAGAUCAAAGCUGCCGCCGAGCACGCGCUGACCUUGAAGGAGAUCAUGACCUUUGAGGAGUUCACCAAAGGUCGACAAACCGUGAACGGUCAGGAUUACUCUACCUAUGAGAGGAGAUAUAAGGAGUGGCCAAGUUAUGCUGAAUACGGACUGAACGAGUAUCAUGCAUAUGGAUACGAUGCCAUAUGGGCCGCCGUGUUGGCUAUGCAUUCCGCUAUGCCCAUUAUUGCACAGCAGAAUGUCACAGAGAUUAUAGACGGGGAAGUCGUGACCAGGCCAAAGCGCCUCGAUGACUUCACGUACGAAGACAGCCACAUGCUGCAGGUGUUCAUGAAGGAAUUGGACAAAACCAACUUCACAGGAAUGACGGGUCCAAUGAUGUUUUAUGAGAACGGUAGUAGACCCUGGCAGUUGGAGGUUGCUCAAGUACAAGGUUCAGUACAAGUGGUAGUCGGCCGUUACAACGAGAUCACCAGAAAAAUCUACAUCAAUGAUUCCAUGCUGAAGUGGCUCGGCGGGAAGGUGCCACCAGACCAUACGCCCGUCGUUGUGACCACCUCCUACGUCAACGCACUCCUUGCCGUCGUGAUCACCAGCCUUGCUGGAGUCGGAGUUCUAGUGGGGUUGUCUUUACUGGGUUUCAACGUAAUGUUCAGGGAGCACCGACACAUCAAGCUCUCGUCGCCAAAUUUGAAUAACGUGAUAGUGAGUGGUUGUAUCGUGGCGUUUUGCUGUGUGCCGUUCGCUGCCUUAGAUACACGUCUUGUGCCUGCUGAGAGCAUGCCAAUAAUAUGUAUGCUCUCUGGCUGGUUGCUGUCCAUAGCAUUUAGUCUCGCGUUCGGCGCCAUGUUUGCCAAGACAUGGCGUGUUUAUGUGAUCUUUGGAAACAAGUCGGGGAGACCUCUUCACGACAAGCACCUGUUGCUGUGGGUGGCUAUUUUGGUUAUGGUGGACGUGGCCGUAAUGGCGUCAUGGGCAUUAAUUGAUCCAAUGAAGCUGGGUUCGGAGAACGAUACUGCAACGGAGAACGAGGAAGAACGUCUAGUAGUUAGACACGAGUUCUGUGUAUCGGAACUGAUGACCUAUUGGAUAGGAGGGUUGUUCGCGGAGAAGGUGCUGUUGCUGCUACUGGGAUGUUUCCUCGCCUUCGAGACAAGAAAAGUCUACGUUCCCGAGUUGAAUGAUUCUAAGUAUCUAGGCAUGUGUAUCUACAACACCUGUGUUUUGUGCGGAGUGGGCGCCGCCGUCGGCAUGAUUAUGUCAGAGAGGCCAUCCAUCGCAUUCGCUUUCUCCACAAUCAGCAUCAUAACCUCGGCCGCCAUGACUCUGGGGUUACUUUUUGUUCCCAAGAUCAACUUUGUCCGUAGAGAUCCAACGGGGGAAUUGGGGCAGGGAGAAUCGUCCACUUUCAACGCCAGCUUAAAGAACGCGGUCAAAGAAAUGCCGUCCUGCUCGUCCAUCACCGAUAAAAGUGAUAUCGGUGGCAAUAGCACUACUGCCAAUCCAAUCUCUUCAAACUCUCGGCCUUCUGCUAAGCGGAACUUCAGCGAUAAAAAAUCGUCAAAAAGCCAACGCUCAGACCCUGUGGAAACAAUUUACGUUCUGAAUCCUCUCGACGCUAUGCGCAUGCUCAAUCCAUCCCUCUCCCUUUCGUCGACAGUUGACAUGACCGUGACAUCCGGGUAUGCUGGGAGCGUGCCGGGUUCGGGUCUCGUCGAGAAAACUCGGUCUUCUCCGCUGAAUGACGCGUGCAGUUCAACGAUGAGCAUCACACUUAACCGGCACGUGCAAACAUAUACUGCAGACGCGCCCUCUACCGGGUUUGGAAAUCUGGAAACGAUCCACGAAGAAAGCAGGAUAUAA
This is a messenger RNA of Lingula anatina, 2442 nucleotides long. Its product is annotated as gamma-aminobutyric acid type B receptor subunit 2. Gene Ontology annotation, molecular function: G protein-coupled GABA receptor activity. Gene Ontology annotation, biological process: G protein-coupled receptor signaling pathway; gamma-aminobutyric acid signaling pathway. The record is from RefSeq and is a predicted model, not a curated record. Gene Ontology annotation, cellular component: G protein-coupled receptor heterodimeric complex; membrane. Lineage: Eukaryota; Metazoa; Brachiopoda; Lingulata; Lingulida; Lingulidae.